Molecule: messenger RNA, 1641 nt
Organism: Pogona vitticeps (central bearded dragon)
Lineage: Eukaryota; Metazoa; Chordata; Lepidosauria; Squamata; Agamidae
Gene: LYPLA1
Product: lysophospholipase 1
Biological process (GO): protein depalmitoylation
Cellular component (GO): cytoplasm
Molecular function (GO): carboxylic ester hydrolase activity; palmitoyl-(protein) hydrolase activity
Source: RefSeq, a predicted model, not a curated record
CUUCUAGGACGCCCGGCGCCGGGGCGGGGGCGCUGCUGGAGGAGGAGGGGUUGAGCAGCUUCCGCCCCCUCAGCGGUCCUCCUUCCAAUACGUUCCCCGCCCCGCCCGUUUCUCCACCCUCGGCGGCCGCCUCCCGAGCUGUCGGUUCCUCCCCGGCCACUGAGGGCAGAGAGGCCAGUGCAUGUGCGGCAACAUUAUGUCCGCUCCGCUCCCAGCUAUCGUCCCGGCCGCCAGGAAAGCCACUGCUGCGGUUAUAUUUCUUCACGGAUUAGGAGAUACUGGGCAUGGAUGGGCAGAAGCAUUUGCUGGUAUCAGAAGCCCACACAUAAAGUAUAUUUGUCCACAUGCGCCAGUUAUGCCGGUUUCUCUAAACAUGAAUAUGGCUAUGCCUUCUUGGUUUGAUAUCAUUGGACUUGCUCCAGAUUCACAGGAAGAUGAAGCUGGGAUCAAGCAAGCAUCAGAGAAUGUGAAAGCAAUUAUAGAGCAAGAAGUAAGGAAUGGAAUACCCUCAAACAGAAUAAUUUUGGGAGGAUUUUCUCAGGGAGGAGCUUUAUCACUGUACACCGCUCUCACAACACAUCAAAAAUUAGCGGGUGUUGUAGCACUCAGCUGUUGGCUUCCACUGCGGACUUCAUUUCCACAGGGUCCCAUCAGCUGUGUCAACAAAGACAUUCCUAUUCUUCAGUGCCAUGGUGAUGGUGAUCCUUUAGUACCAUUACUAUUUGGCUCUGUCACUUCCGAGACGCUGAAGGCUAUGAUAAAUCCUGCCAAUGUAACUUUCAAAACCUAUUCGGGCAUGAUGCAUAGUUCAUGUAUUGAGGAGAUGAUGGAUGUGAAACAGUUUAUUGACAAGCAACUACCUCCAGUUGACUGAGACUGUGUAAGAAGCCUACUGUUAAAUGCACCAGCAUCAUCUGUACUAGUUUGUUUCUUUUCAUGCAGACAUUUCUAAAGCAUCUCUGCCUACGGUGUUAACUGUAUUGCAAAAGGUAGCAUAAUGUCAUGAAAAAUAAUUCUCUUUUCAAACUUUACUGGUCAUGAUAUAGAUAUACAGCAGAGGAAAGGCUUGUUCGAAUAUAAGUCAGGCUACUCCUCCAUGCUAGAUUGCUCCAAAUUUGAAGUUGUCUGUUGAAAGCCAAGGACUACUUCUUUUAAAUAAUUGUUUAAAUGAGAACAAUUUAAGUACAAGAUCUCUUAUUACUGCUUGCUAAGUCAAUGCUUAAAUAUCCACACUAUAUGCAAUAUGCAAAACACAAUAAGCAUGCAGUAGUAAAGUAUUCUUAAUGUAAGGGUCAGUUUUAACCAAUCUUAUUGCAUGUGCCAGCAAGAACUAUUGUCCAAUCUUUAAAUUAUCCUUAUGCCUUGCUGAAAUAUAGUAUUAUCUCUUAUAUGUAUACAUCAGGCUACUCAGAAAUCUGGGACAAGUAUUGAAUCUCUAUGAGUGAGAAUGGAUUCUCGCUCAGCUACUCAUUUUAAAAUGAAAUUGCAGAACACUGAAUAAAGCAUUUUGUACAAAAUAUUGCAUAAACUAAAAAUCCAGUACCUCGGCUUACGAAUGCCUCAAUUAACGUAAUUUUCGGUUUACGAAUGGAAUCCAUAUAAAAUAAUGCCUCGGUUUACUUCUUAUGUUUGUUUUUUUCU